UGUUUUGUCUCGGUUUAAUUGGGACCGCUUCCGAACUGGUUUUUGGAGGUGAAAAGUGCGAAAACUGCGUCUGGCAUUAGUCGUCAAUGUUUCUACGUUGAACUCAGCCUGAUUAUAGGUAACAAACGUUUCUAAUCACCGCAAAUGAAUUAACGAAACGGAACGACAGUUCUCGAUGACCGACGACCUUAGGAAUAUUUUCGACGGCCUUGUGACUUGUGUUUUCGUCAGCCUUAGUUCUAUUCAUUUCGUAGAGUGGUUCUAUUCUUAAUGAGUGUAAUAUACGAACCAGAGGAACGAUUCAAUUUUUGGUGAGUUGUCCUUUUAGGUGUGUCAGGUGUUCGGUCCUAAGGGACAUUGGACAGUCAAAUGGAAGAUGAGCUCUCACCAUCAUCUGAAUCCAUCUUCGGGCGAGGUGGAACAUAUCAAUUUACUGUCAGACAACAUUGGCGCGUUGUAUCUGUCCGAUGAUUACUCAGAUAUAAUGCUAAUCGUUGAUGGCCAGAGAUUCAAUGGACAUAAGGUUAUAUUGGCAGCACGCAGUCAGUACUUCCGGGCGUUACUGUUUGGCGGUCUCAAGGAAUCUACGCAACAGGAAAUCGAACUAAAAGGGACAACAUUGCCUGCAUUUAAAAGUCUGUUGAAAUAUAUUUACACGGGGCAUAUGUCAUUGGCUAAUCAGCGUGAUGAGGCUGUUCUAGAUAUUUUGGGGCUAGCGCACCAGUACGGAUUCCUAGAGCUAGAAGCAGCAGUUUCCGAUUAUCUCAGGGAAAUAUUAAGCAUUAAAAAUGUGUGUUUGAUUUUUGAUGCCGCCCGUCUUUACCAGCGUCAGUUUCUGAUUAAGGUGUGUCAUGACUACAUGGAUAAGAACUCGAUGAAGAUUCUACAACACGAAAGCUUUUUACAGCUUAGUCCAGGUGCCUUGAAUGAACUCAUCUCGGGAGACUCAUUCUUCGCUGCAGAGAUUGACAUAUUCAUCGCAGUGCAAGCAUGGCUGAAAGCGAAUCCUGACAUCGAUCCAAGUGAAGUGUUGGGUCAAGUAAGACUGAGUCUGAUAUCAAUUACUGAUUUACUAAAUGUAGUCAGACCGACAGGACUGGUGUCAUCUGAAGUUAUUUUGGAUGCAAUAGCAGCACGGACUCAAAUGCGCGAUUCUGAUUUAGCUUAUCGUGGACAAUUGCUGGUUGGAGAAAAUGUUGCACAUCCAAGAUACGGAGCUCAGGUUUUAGAAGGAGAAAUGAGAAGUUUCCUUCUAGAUGGUGAUACUCAUGGAUAUGACACUGAAUGCGGGUAUACAAGACACACUAUAACAGAGUCUGAUGAUCGAGGAAUACUCAUCAAAUUGGGCACUCCAAGUUUUAUCAAUCAUAUUAAGAUGUUAUUGUGGGAUCGAGAUCAACGUUCUUACUCCUAUUUUAUUGAAGUGUCCAUGGACCAAAAGGACUGGGUUAGAGUUAUUGAUCACACAAAGUACCUUUGCCGUAGCUGGCAGUACCUGUAUUUCGAACCAAGGGUAGUCCUUUACAUACGUAUAGUUGGUACCAAAAAUACUAUUAACAAGAUAUUCCAUCUGGUCAGCGUAGAAGCUUAUUACACAGACCAGCCUGAGGCCGUGUGUAAUGGUAUUGUUGUACCAACUCAAAAUGUUGCCACUAUGGACAGAAGUGCCAGUGUUACCGAAGGAGUCAGCAGAUCUCGAAAUACCCUGUUAAAUGGUAACACAGUUAACUACGACUGGGACAGCGGAUACACUUGUCAUCAGCUAGGUUCUGGCUGUAUCCUGGUCCAGCUCGGUCAGCCAUACAUGAUCGAUUCCAUGCGCUUGUUACUGUGGGACUGCGAUAGUCGCUCAUACUCGUAUUACAUCGAGGUGUCGGGAAAUUCACGGAAUUGGGAACUUGUCGUAGACAAGACCAGAGUACCUUGUCGUUCCUGGCAAACCUUACACUUUCACCCACUUCGCCCUGUGGUCUUUAUACGCAUAACUGGCACGCACAACACAGCCAACGAGGUCUUUCAUUGUGUGCACUUUGAGUGCCCUGCUCAAGUUACAGAAGAAAAUGCCGAGGCAUCUCCACGCCAUGAAAGACAGGCUCAUCAAAAUGAGGAAAAUCCAGAAUUUCCACCACCUCCGGAAACAGCCACCGAGGCUGUCAACAUUGAUCACGAAGACGACAGUUCAACUGACGAUGUCGCGAUUGCGGCGGUAGUACCUUAAUCAUUGAACAAAAGUAUGAGAGGUUACCCAACUUCUUUAACGAUUAUCCAUUAUUUUCCGCCGAGGAAAAAGGAAAUGUUCUCGUCGGUCACUAAUUCAAGCAUGGUUGCCCAUGAUGUUAAAAAAUGAGAUACUCAAGGCUGCUGAUCGCGUAAAGAGCCGAAACUAAUUUUUGGACAGCCUUCGGUGUAUCCCUAAGCCCUGUUUAAUAUUGAUUAUUUAAGAGUAGCAAUACGUAUAGAUAUAAAUAAAAACAAAAAUAUUUAUCAAGAUUUCUCGUGGGAAGCAUGACAAGUGUCGGUAAUUUCAAAUGAAAUUAUUUACUGUAUAUAUAUAUACACACACACAUCACAUUUUUUCCAUACGCGUUCUUUAAUGUAUUCUGAAAGUUGUCGAUGCUUUUCCCCAAUCAACCUCAGGAUUUAUUAUUAUUACUAUUAAUGUCAUCAUCGUUGCCUUUCGAUCAGUCCUCGCAGGAUUCAUUCGGAAGUCAGUUUUGUCCUCUAUCAAGUAACGGUAAUAUAUAUUUAAUGUGAUCAAAUAAUGUACGGGUUUCCAAAACAAAAAUAAACCUCCUGCAAUUUGGCGACUGCAUGGCCA
This is a messenger RNA of Orussus abietinus, 2818 nucleotides long. RefSeq names its product BTB/POZ domain-containing protein 9 (gene BTBD9). Gene Ontology annotation, biological process: modulation of chemical synaptic transmission; adult locomotory behavior; circadian behavior. The transcript has 10 exons. NCBI's taxonomy places the organism in Eukaryota, Metazoa, Arthropoda, Insecta, Hymenoptera, Orussidae. The record is from RefSeq and is a predicted model, not a curated record. The coding region runs from base 377 to 2218 and encodes 613 amino acids. Gene Ontology annotation, molecular function: protein binding.